CGCGAUCAGUAGCCGAACGAGACACAAGUCUUGUAGUUUUUUUUCUUGGUAAAUCUUCCGUUAUAGCGUCUUUGGUGGCAACUACUGAAACACCGGUAAAGCGAGUCCAGCUUAGUGUUCCCGUAACCAGAAAAACGUCGAGGAAAGUGUCUUUUAAGGGAAAAACUCUAUUCCAAAAUGGAAUCACAUGAGAAAGAGAAUAAUUUCAGGGCUGCCAUUGAUAACGCGGCCUUUGAAAUGAGUGAAGUUUCAUCAGCAAAAACCAGUCCGCGAAGACUGAAGGACUUGGACGACCUUUUCCCGUACAUCGGUGACUUCGGCUGGUACCAGAGGAUCCUCUUUCUUCUUAUGAUACCUUUCGGCUUCUUUUUCGCCUUCGUCUACUUCGCCCAGAUAUUCAUGACGAUAGUCCCUGAGCAGCAUUGGUGCAGAGUGCCUGCUCUCGGAAAUCUGACAGUAGAAGAACGGCGACACCUAUCAAUACCUCUUCUAGAAGAUAACAAAUACGACAGAUGUCGCAUGUACGAUGUAGACUGGGAGAAGAUUCUGGAAAGCGGAGUGACAGAACCUGACAGGAGCUGGCCGGUAAAGAAGUGCCAAGACCAAUGGGAAUUUAACUUCACUGAUGUUCCUUACGAAACAAUUGCUACGCAGCUAGGAUGGGUGUGCGACAGAGACAACUAUCCGGCGACUGCACAGUCGAUCUUUUUCUGCGGAGCCAUCGUCGGAGGUUUACUGUUCGGAUGGAUUGCAGAUAAAUACGGGAGAAUACCAGCAUUAGUGGGUACUAAUAUGACGGGUUUCUUCGCGGGCGUUGGCACAGCGUUCUCCAAUAGCUUCUGGUCGUUCUGCUUGUGCCGGUUCCUAGUCGGCCUUGCCUACGACAAUUGCUUCGUCAUCAUGUAUAUUGUUGUGGUUGAAUACGUGGGCCCGAAGUGGCGAACGUUCGUCGCGAACAUGUCAAUCGCGGUGUACUUCACGUUCGCGGCUUGCCUGCUUCCCUGGAUCGCACUCGCUGUAGCUGACUGGAAGAUUUACACGCUCAUCACCAGCGUACCACUUGUUCUUUCCAUCUUCACGCCCUGUGUGGUACCGGAGAGUGCCAGGUGGUUGAUAUCACAGGGUCGUUUCGAUGAAGCAAUCAAGAUUCUCAAGAAAUGCGAGAGAGUCAAUGGAAGGAAAAUACCGGAUGGAAUAUUAAAGGAAUUUAAGGAGACAGCGACAGAAAUAGCAAGAUCCGAGCAAGAGGUGAAGAACUACUCAGUACUGGACUUGUUCCGUACUCCUCGGCUUCGACGUCACAGUCUACUGCUGCUGUUUAUCUGGAUGUCUAUCGCGAUGGCGUUCGACGGCCACGUGAGGAACGUCGGCUCUCUCGGCCUCGACAUCUUCCUUACCUUCACUGUCGCUACUGCCACUGAGUUCCCCGCUGACGUCCUGCUUAUACUCACACUGGAUAUAGUGGGACGUCGCUGGCUUGCGUUUGGUUCCAUGGUGAUUAGUGGAAUCUUCAGCUUACUGGCAACCACUGUACCAUUAGGUAUACCUUCAGCGUCGUUGGCGAUCGUAGGUCGGUUUUCAGUGAACAUUUCGUUCAACAUCGGCAUGCAGUACGCCGCUGAACUGCUGCCGACGGUGGUGCGCGCGCAGGGCCUCGCUCUCAUACACAUGACGGGUUACGUCGCCACCAUACUUGUGCCUUAUAUUGUCUAUAUGGCGACAAUCGCGACUGAGAUCCCGUUGCUAAUCCUGGGUACAAUAGCAAUAGCCGGGGGAUGUCUGUGCAUGUGUCUCCCUGAGUCCACGGGCAGGGAUAUGCCGCAAACCCUGCACGAUGGAGAAGAGUACGGCAGGGGACAGAAGUUCUGGGACAUGCCCUGCUUUAACAGAAAAGCCAAACGCGCGGUUGCGGACCUCAGUUGAAACUAAAUAUCUGCAAUUUGAUGUGUUCAUAGUUUUAUUUUCAUGUAUUAUUUGUUUAAAUAAUGUAAUGAAAUAAUAAAAUAA
Messenger RNA from Papilio polytes (common Mormon), 2007 nucleotides. RefSeq names its product solute carrier family 22 member 13-like. The coding region runs from base 178 to 1923 and encodes 581 amino acids. The record is from RefSeq and is a predicted model, not a curated record. Gene Ontology annotation, molecular function: transmembrane transporter activity. Gene Ontology annotation, biological process: transmembrane transport. Gene Ontology annotation, cellular component: membrane. The transcript has 13 exons. Lineage: Eukaryota; Metazoa; Arthropoda; Insecta; Lepidoptera; Papilionidae.